Molecule: messenger RNA, 1110 nt
Organism: Chanos chanos (milkfish)
Lineage: Eukaryota; Metazoa; Chordata; Actinopteri; Gonorynchiformes; Chanidae
Gene: pex2
Product: peroxisomal biogenesis factor 2
Exons: 2
Coding region: 44-982 (312 amino acids)
Biological process (GO): protein import into peroxisome matrix
Cellular component (GO): peroxisomal membrane
Molecular function (GO): zinc ion binding
Source: RefSeq, a predicted model, not a curated record
AGCUAUUCUUCAACCAAUGUAACGUCCUGUCACCUUUAUAACUAUGGCUGGUGCUGGAGGUGACAAGUCUUUCACGGAGGCCAGCUCUAGCUCUUUAUCUCCGGUUCUGAGAAUCAGUCAGCUGGAUGCUUUUGAACUCGAUGCCGCGCUGGAACAGCUUGUUUGGUCACAGUUCUCGCAGUGUUUCCAGCACUUCAAGCCAGGACUGUUAACCCCCUUCGAACCUGAACUGAGAGCUCUCCUUCGGCUCCUCCUGUGGAGGUUCACCGUCUACUCCCAUAGUGCCACGGUGGGCCAGUCACUCCUUAACCUCCGCUACAAGAAUGACCAGACGCAGGGCCUCAGGUACAGACCCAUGAACCGUAGUCAGAGGCUGUGGUAUGUUCUCUUCACCGCCGGAGAAAAGUGGCUGAGAGAACGUUCUCACUCUCUGUUUCUCAACCACCCCGCUGAGUCCAACAUCCACAAAGCUCGCAAAGCGUUGGCCUACGUAGGAGGUCUUGCCAAGGUAGCCAGUCUGCUCAAUUUCCUCCUCUUCCUCCAGAGGGGAACCUACCCCUUGCUAACGGAACGGCUGCUGGGAAUCCAAGCAGUCUUCAACAAGCCGCAGGGGCUCCGUGACAUCAACUUUCACUACGUGAACCGGGAACUGCUGUGGCACGGCUUUGCCGAGUUCCUCAUUUUCCUGCUGCCGCUGGUAAACGUACAGAAACUCAAGGCCAGCAUGUGCGCUGUUUUUUCACCAUUGCAGAAGGGCGAAGAGAAUUCGGCAGAGAUGAGCCGUACCGAGUGCGGCCUCUGUGGAGAAUGGCCCAUAAUGCCGCACUCCAUCGGCUGCAGUCACGUUUUCUGCUACUACUGCAUCAAAAGCCACACUAUAGCCGAUAUGUACUUCAGCUGCCCUAAGUGUGGGAAGGAGGUGAGCUCAGUGGAGCCGGUUAAACUCCAGAUCGAAAUGAACGAACUUCAGCAAGCCGAAUGAAAGAUCUAGUCCUAUCUGUGCCUCACAACAGACAAUGCUGCAUUUUGUAAUAUGGCAUUUAGCGCAAAAAGAAAUUCAUCAGCAUUGAAAGUAUGUGCAUCUUUGAAUUGAAAGCAUUUGUUGCCAUG